Molecule: messenger RNA, 2420 nt
Organism: Daucus carota subsp. sativus
Lineage: Eukaryota; Viridiplantae; Streptophyta; Magnoliopsida; Apiales; Apiaceae
Product: O-fucosyltransferase 19
Exons: 8
Coding region: 242-2083 (613 amino acids)
Cellular component (GO): cytoplasm
Source: RefSeq, a predicted model, not a curated record
UUCUUUCUGCGUACAAUUCUUCUCCUUCUGCACUUCUAUCUGUAUUAUUCAAUUUCGUAUCUCUACAAAACCUAUACAUACACCUCAUCUGUAUCUAUCUUUUCUACAAAGACAAGAACUCUAUAUAUACAUAAUCAACAGAAGAAGCCAGGGAGCUUGUGCGCCAAACAACAAAAUAAUAUUUUUUUAUUGUUCAUAAUCGUAUUUUGAUCGGAAUAAUAAUAAAUCAAGGGUUGAGAUUAUGCCAUCAGGUGGCGCCGCCGGUAACUCCAGCCCACGUGCCGGAGCCACCGCUCACCGCCGCCGCGAGAAGCCGACCUCCGAGCCCUCCCCCGGAAACCUCGCCAGCACGUACGAGGAUGACGUCAGCGGGAAUUUCAUAGCCCGGCAUUUCGGGCACCCGAGAUUCGCCGGCGGGAGCGUGCCGGUGCCGGAGAAAGUGAUGCUUUUGGUAGAGGAUGUAAUGCUAGGGUUUGGGAAGCUGGGGAGUACACUGAAAUCGAGGAAGAACAUGGGCCGGAGGAUCUUGGGCUUUUUGAUCAUCAUGGUUGUGUUGUCCAUGUUUAUGAAAUUCUCGUACCUGGUCGGAAAUCAUUAUAAUUUGGAGAUGAUUAAUGGUAAGCACAGGAGGUUAAAUGGGUUGUUUAUUCUUAAUACUUGGUCUAAACCUCAACAUCAGAGUUUACUUAUGUUGGCUGCUGAAAGAGAUGAAGAGGAGCUUAAUUCUAUGCCUAAACGUGUCUUGGAGAAAUACCCUGUUCCAGAAAUAUGGAAGAAGCCAUCCAGUGAGGACUAUUAUCAGUGCAUUGGUCGACCAGAACCCCGAAUAAGAUCAUCUACAAAUGGUUAUCUUCUAAUUCAUGCGAAUGGUGGACUGAAUCAAAUGAGAACAGGAAUAUGUGAUAUGGUUGCUAUUGCAAAGUUGAUGAAUACAACUCUUGUUCUCCCUUCUCUUGAUCACGAGUCCUUUUGGUCAGACCCUAGUGAAUUUAAAGAUAUAUUCGAUUGGAAUCACUUUGUUGAAGUUCUCAAAGACGAUAUUGACCUAGUUGAGUCGUUGCCACCACAAUAUGCAGCAUUGACACCUUUCCAAAAAGCUCCUGUAUCCUGGUCCAAGGCAACUUAUUACAGAGGGGAGAUGGCUUCAUUGUUGAAAGAGCAUAAAGUGAUUCAGUUUACCCAUACUGACGGGCGACUUGCCAACAAUGGCCUUCCAGGCUCUUUACAGCGGCUUAGAUGUCGUGCCAAUUAUGAGGCUACUCGUUACACAGAAGAAAUUGAGAAUCUUGGAAAGAAAUUCGUUGAUAGACUUAGAAAUGAAGGCGAGCCUUAUAUUGCCCUUCAUCUGAGAUAUGAAAAGGACAUGCUUGCCUUCACAGGUUGCAGUCACAAUCAUACAGCAGCCGAGGCAGAGGAACUUCGAAUCAUGAGGUAUAAUGUUGUGCACUGGAAAGAGAAAGAGAUAGACAGCACCAUUAAAAGACUAGAAGGGGGAUGCCCUAUGUCCCCAAGAGAAGCUGCUUUGUUUCUCAAGGCUAUGGGUUAUCCAGCCUCCACAACCGUAUACAUAGUUGCAGGUGAAAUUUAUGGCAACGGCAGCAUGGAUGCUUUCAAAUCAGAAUUUCCGAAUGUUUUCACACACAACACUCUAGCCACAAAGGAAGAACUGGAGCCCUUUAGGCAGUAUCAGAAUCGCCUAGCAGCUUUGGAUUACAUUGUUGCCCUUGAAAGUGAUGUCUUUGUUUACACAUAUGAUGGAAAUAUGGCAAAAGCAGUGCAAGGGCACAGGAGGUUUGAAGGAUUCCGAAAGACGAUUAACCCCGACAGAUUAAACUUUGUUAAACUGAUAGAUGAAUUGGAUGCUGCUAUGUUAAGUUGGGAAGAAUUUUCUUCAGAGGUGAAAAGCUUACAUGCCGACAGGCUUGGAUCACCAUACCUUAGAAAGGUCGGUGAAACACCAAAAGAAGAGGAAAAUUUCUAUGCAAACCCCUUACCUGGUUGUGUUUGUAGUAGAUCUCAGGCGAAACUUAGUAGGAAACGGCUAGAGCAGAGACGUAGGAAAAGGGCUGGUUCAAGAAGAUAGGGUUUUGCAUUUUAUUGGGGAUGCAUGGCUUUUAGAGUAGUUGUAAUAGCCAUAGCCCCGAAGCGGCAUGUAAAGUUACCUCUACUUUCAGCUCAUUUCAGAGCUCCUAGCAGACACCAGAGAACGCAGAGAGGCAACCAAGUUAUCUGAUGUUACAAACAGAUCAGAUUUCAUAGUUAUGUACAGAAGGAAUCAGAGGAUACAUGCAUGAUACCGAACAGAAGAUAUCGUUGAAUUAUCUAUAGGAUCGCAUAACAGAGUGAUAGAUUUUAUGGUUCAGAGAACAUUAUCAGCAAUGGUAAAUGGUAAUAGCAUAUACCGUUAUUUCGUUUUUUCA